Macadamia integrifolia is the source of this 1753-nucleotide messenger RNA. Its product is annotated as mitochondrial substrate carrier family protein B-like. Bases 419 to 1465 code for a protein of 348 amino acids. The transcript is spliced from 7 exons. Gene Ontology annotation, biological process: transmembrane transport. NCBI's taxonomy places the organism in Eukaryota, Viridiplantae, Streptophyta, Magnoliopsida, Proteales, Proteaceae. The record is from RefSeq and is a predicted model, not a curated record.
GAGGAGGAAAUUGACGCCUCAACGUUUGUCUAUUUGGUUGAAAAUUGGAAACCACGCAGAGAGAGAGAGAGAGAGAGAGAGAGGCCAAGCGUUCCCUUACCCUUACGGCUCCGUUUCCCGGUGCAAGUCAUCGGAGCCAGGAGGAACUAGGAGUAGCUUCUGAGGUCUGAACUCACAGCUAAUGCUUCUUGUUAGGGUCUUUUUAGGGUUUCUUUUUCCAAGUCUUUUAGGUCUUCACCCACCGUGGUAAUCUCUGCUCCAACUUUAACUGCUUCUUUGUCGUUCCGAAGGUUUCUUGGUUUUUUUUUUUUUUUUUCUUUUUGGUUUUCUGCGACGAAAUCUUCGUAAGGGAAUAGCAAGAUUUGAGGCCGAAGGCGAGGAAGGCGGAGAUAAAGAAAGGUGAAUUGGGAGAGAGGAGAUGCAAACGGAGGCUCGAGUUGGUGUUGUCGUUGAAGGUGGGCAGAGAACUCUUAGUUCUGCCCAUGCUGGUGUAGUCGAUGGCGGUGCUCGGAAAUAUGUCCAGCAGCAACAGCAGCAGCAAUCGUUGCGGCAAAAAUCGCAGAUAGGAUCGGUAUCUCAUCUUCUUGCGGGAGGCAUUGCAGGCGCUGUCAGUAAAACCUGCACAGCGCCGCUUGCUCGCCUUACCAUCCUGUUUCAGGUACAAGGUAUGCACUCUGAUGUUGCAAACUUGAGCAAGCCUAACAUUUGGCGUGAGGCUUCACGUAUCUUAAAUGAAGAAGGCGUUAGAGCAUUCUGGAAAGGGAAUCUUGUCACAAUUGCCCAUCGUCUUCCUUAUUCUUCUAUCAGCUUCUAUGCUUAUGAACGCUACAAGAAUUUACUGCAGCUGAUUCCUGGGAUGCAAAGUCAUGGAGAAAACUUAAGUGCAGACAUUUGUGUGCGACUAGUAGGUGGUGGUUUGGCUGGAAUAACAGCUGCAUCCAUCACAUAUCCAUUGGAUCUUGUGAGGACACGUCUUGCAGCCCAGAGAAAUGUGACAUACUACAAAGGUAUUUGGCAUGCACUUCGUAUGAUUAGCAGAGAUGAGGGUGCUCUUGGCCUAUAUAAAGGUCUUGGAGCGACAUUAUUGGGGGUUGGGCCCAGUAUAGCAAUUAGUUUUGCAGUUUAUGAGACAUUGAGAUCUGUUUGGCAGUCACAAAGGCCCCAAGAUUCUACUGCAUUUGUCAGCCUAGCUUGUGGCAGUCUUUCAGGCCUAGCAUCAUCCACAGCAACAUUCCCUUUGGAUCUUGUACGACGGCGGAUGCAGUUAGAAGGGGCAGCUGGUCGAGCCCGUGUCUACAAGACUGGUCUGUUUGGGACAUUCAGGCACAUCACCAGGAAUGAAGGCCUACUGGGCCUAUACCGGGGAAUAUUUCCAGAAUACCUCAAGGUUGUCCCAAGUGUGGGCAUCGUCUUCAUGACAUAUGAGACAUUAAAGAUGGUUCUAUCAGAUGCAUCUGAUAAUUAGCUUUUGUUGCUGCUCACUGCCAUUCUUUGGCUUUGCCACUAUUAACUUUUUCCAUCAUCUAAUGCCAAGAUGGCUAGGUGGAUGAUGAGUUCUUUUGGCUUUUCAAUGGCGCGCCCCCCCAGUGAAACCCCAUAGGCGGUAAAUUUUGAGAUUGCUUCCAUGGGACCAAACCAUAUGUUCCUUGUGUAGAUAAGAGAGAGCACAAUUGAACCACACCAACUCACCAAGUGUAUCCAAAUUAUUUAGUUCUCUCGCUAGUAUUCAUCGAUGAUCAUUUUUUCACUAAAA